UCCAAAUUUAUAAAUAAAAUUCGAAGCAUUUGCAUCUACGAUUUUCAGUUUGCUUUUAGAAAGUGCAUCCCUUUUGGCUUUUUGGGAACAAUUUUGUAAUUUGCGAUAACGGCACAGAUAUUGGAAAUCUGAUCUGGAACACCACAAAACUGCGAUUUAACAUGCUAGUGUCAAAGCAGCGCUGCAUCCACGAAUUCGGCAGUAUUGCGCUUUUUGCGGCUGUCAUCCGAUGGAUAAUUUCUCUUCAUCCGUACUCAGGGCAAGGUAAACCGCCCUUGCACGGAGAUUUCGAGGCGCAGAGGCACUGGAUGGAAAUUACCUACAAUCUGCCUGCUGCGGAAUGGUACCAUAACACAAGCAACAACGAUCUGAAUUACUGGGGUUUGGAUUACCCACCAUUAACGGCUUAUCACAGCUGGAUAUGUGGCUUUAUCGCCAGCUUAAUUAAUCCUUCAUGGGUGGCACUACCGGAAUCUCGGGGAAUCGAAACGGAAUCCCAUAAGUUGUUUAUGCGCACAACCGCUAUCGUAGCCGACAUUCUGAUAUAUUUUCCGGCUAUAUUCGCCCUUGUAUACCAGAGGCGCACCGUGCACGGUGGAUUUCCGUACAUUCUUCGUAUUUGCGCGGAAGCCUGUGUGGCACUUUUAGCACCUCCACAGAUUUUAAUUGACCACGGACAUUUCCAGUAUAACUGCAUUAGCUUGGGUUUAACCGCUUGGGCGAUUUUCGCCAUCAACCGUCGUCAGGAUGUCGUGGCUGCCGUUCUGUUUUCGUUGGCCUUGAACUAUAAACAGAUGUGUCUAUAUUUGGCAUUUCCAUUUUUCUUUUACCUUUUGGGAAAAUGUUGGCAGCUUCCUCUGGGCAACGGGUUGAGAAAACUGGCGGCGAUUGGAUCAGCAGUAAUAGUCACUUUCAUCGUAUGCUGGCUUCCGUUUCUCACCUCCUUGAACGAUGCUGGCCAAGUGUUGCAUCGGCUGUUUCCCUUUGCGCGAGGAAUAUUCGAAGACAAGGUGGCCAAUAUUUGGUGUGCUCUGAACAUCCUUAUCAAAUUGCGGUCGUGGAAUAUUAGCACUCUGGCUACCGCGAGCUCCAUAAUCACUUUGGCCUUGUGUUCCAUUUCCUGCUGCGACCUUUUCCGAAAACCAAAUGAGCAGAAAUUCAAGUACUGCUUGUUGAACUGUGGACUUCUGUUCUUCCUGUUCUCGUUCCAAGUCCAUGAAAAGGGAAUUUUGUUGGCAGCACUGCCGGCAACUUUGCUGCUGUCGGACGAUGGAUUAGCGUGUACAUGGUUCAUUGCGGCAGCGACCUUUAGCAUGUUUCCCCUUUUGCUGAAAGAUGGUUUAGCCAUUCCUUGUUUUGCUACAGUGAUAUUGUUUAUGGCCUUCAGCUAUGCAUUUAUUCUCUGGAAGUUCAAGGAGCCGGAAGAUAGGGAUCGCGAUGAGACGGAAGCAAUCCAGUAUGAUUUAUUUACGGCUCUAAUGGUAUUGUCUCUGUCCGGAUUUGCUGGUUUAUCGCUAGCAUGUGAAUUCGCACCAGUUUAUCCUCGGCUGCCCGAUCUCUGGCCACUCUUGCUCAGUGUGUAUGCUUGUGGACAUUUUAUAUUGUUUGCCAUCUAUUUCCAUCUUCGUCAGUUUUCGGCUGAGCCUUUGAAAGUUGGAAGGAAGCUUGCCAAAAAAGAAUAGAUGGACUGUAAAAUUAAUUUAUAUAAUUUUCGCAUGUUCGCAAGUUGUGUACUUCUGCUGAUAUUUAGGAACGCACCUGAGAGAGAAUUAACUUGGAGUAUUGGAAACAGUUUUAUUAGUUUGUUUUUAAGUUGUAACAGAUUUUAAUCGUUUGAAUGUUAUCGUUGCAAGUAUGCCAUUGUGUUAAUGCGAAUCGUGUUGGCGGAAACAGUUAGACGAAUGGGAUAUGACAUGUUGUUGUUCUUACUUGUCAAUUAAAAUCACAAUCAUAAA
Messenger RNA from Paramacrobiotus metropolitanus, 1955 nucleotides. RefSeq names its product dolichyl pyrophosphate Man9GlcNAc2 alpha-1,3-glucosyltransferase-like. The coding region runs from base 162 to 1682 and encodes 506 amino acids. Gene Ontology annotation, biological process: protein N-linked glycosylation. The transcript is spliced from 11 exons. Gene Ontology annotation, cellular component: endoplasmic reticulum membrane. The record is from RefSeq and is a predicted model, not a curated record. Lineage: Eukaryota; Metazoa; Tardigrada; Eutardigrada; Parachela; Macrobiotidae. Gene Ontology annotation, molecular function: dolichyl pyrophosphate Man9GlcNAc2 alpha-1,3-glucosyltransferase activity.